This is a messenger RNA of Anopheles cruzii, 1195 nucleotides long. It is a transcript of the gene HSPBAP1, whose product is annotated as HSPB1-associated protein 1 homolog. Gene Ontology annotation, molecular function: 2-oxoglutarate-dependent dioxygenase activity. The coding region runs from base 14 to 1195 and encodes 393 amino acids. Lineage: Eukaryota; Metazoa; Arthropoda; Insecta; Diptera; Culicidae. The record is from RefSeq and is a predicted model, not a curated record. The transcript is spliced from 3 exons.
UUCCGCUGGAUUGAUGGAUCCGAAUAAAUUGAGAGAUAUCGUACUGAAUGCAGAGUUUCCGCACGUGGUGUUAAAUGUAGCCGUUCCAUGGGAUUGUUUUGAGCUAACAUUCGAAGAGUGGUGUGCAAAGUACGACAGUGCGCGGAAGGAAUUGGUAGCAUUUGAGGGAUGUUCCGUAAAAGCCGGUCGCCGUCCGCAAUGGGAAAGGGCACGUACUGAAAUGAAGAUGAGUAUGAGCGAUAUUUGUAAGUCCCAGCCAGAUACCGCCGGACGGUGGAAUUCGUUUAGCUAUCGAAAUAUCUCGGAACUACCGGCAGUAUGUAGGAGUGGCAUCAAUUUUGCUUGCUUUGGGUUCCCGAGCGUCGACGAGGACAUCUCCUUUUGGAUCGGUUCACCCAAUGCACACACUCCUUGUCACUACGAUACGUAUGGGUGCAACAUAGUGGUACAAGUUUUCGGGAAAAAAUCCUGGAUUUUAUUUCCGCCGGAGACAAAGCUUACACCGGUGCGCGUACCAUUCGAAGAGUCGAGCGUAUACUGUGAGGAAAACUUUUAUAGUCCUCUGUCGUACGGUGAUCUAACGGGCGUAGAAAAUCAAGCAUACCAUGUCGUUUUGGAGCCCGGUAUGGCCUUGAUUGUUCCGCCGAGAUGGUGGCACUAUGUGGAAACUCUGGAACCCUCGUUAAACUUCAAUACUUGGUUACCUUUGCAAAACGACACCGAGGCCCUUCUUUCGGAAUGUAUCACCAAGAUCUUGAUCCAGGACAUUUGCCAGGACCUGCAGCUGUCAGUAAAAAAGCAUGUUUUCAAUCCGAACGAGGAUUCGAUAAGCGGGGACGAGGGGCUGAAGAAAUCAUUUGCCAUAUUAGACUAUCUUACGCACCAAAAAAAAUACAACAAGCAUCUCCGGGCCGAUAGAAAACGCUACUCUGCAGGGUAUCUUUCCUCCGAAGCGAUGAGUACGCUUUUAGAAGACAGUAAAGCUUUCGUUAGGCCAGUGUCUCGGUUGGAAAAUUGUAGCUUUUUCCAAAUGAUGAAACACAACCAUCUUCGGUACGACGCAAGUAUUGAUCGCCGAUUCGAAGAGUCGCUACACAAAAGAGAAGCUGAACAAUUAACCUCUGUUUGUAGAAAGAUAAAUUGUUGCUGCAAUCCAGCGGUAGUGCAGCUAAUAAAGGAAGCAUUGCUGAGAUGA